Messenger RNA from Thermothelomyces thermophilus ATCC 42464, 1934 nucleotides. RefSeq lists its product as uncharacterized. Lineage: Eukaryota; Fungi; Ascomycota; Sordariomycetes; Sordariales; Chaetomiaceae. The transcript has 4 exons. The record is from RefSeq and is a predicted model, not a curated record. Bases 1 to 1485 code for a protein of 494 amino acids.
AUGGAAUGGUGCUUUUACCUGUACGGAAACUCGCAAGAUCUCUACCCCGAAUAUCAACCUGCUUGGAAUAGCACAGAGGCUGGGGUUAUCGGCGUCCGCCCCAAGACUGUCCUCGGGAUCAUUGGCUGGCUGAGGGAUCGGCUAGUCUCGGACAGAAACUCGGGGCGCAUUGCGUCGUGGGACAAGCCAGUCCCCUACUACCUCGAAACCAUGGAUAUCUCAAGCCAUGCGUCUCCUCGAAGCCUGCCUAACCCGCAGAACCCAGCACCCCUCGCUCUGUCCGAUUUCAUUGCGCAGACAGCGCCAUGCUCGGAUGUGACAGGCCCUACGGACGAGCCGGCGAUGUCCCGAUCUGCGACGAGGCCAUCAGGACCAGCAGACGAGCCCAAGCAGGCCCCAGUACGAGAUGAAGCACGAGUGAAGACACCACAACAGCCACCGCACGAGAUACAGCCCCAGGAAACAAAAGCACCGUCGUCAGCUCAGGAAGAAGACUCUCCACCGCCCACCGACUGGCUAGCAACCCGGCAGCAGCUCCUCUCACGAAGGAGUCAAGGUAAAAAGGCAGACUGGAUUCGCGGCUGGAGCCAAGCAGUCAGCAGUCACGGCGAUGAGACGUACUGCGCCUGCUCCAGAUCCAUCGAGAACGGUGCCGCGAACCACCGUGGUCGAAAGGCCAAAACUAGUGUCCAGCUGGCCGACAAUGUGCGUGCCAUUCUCCAACGAGCAGGUUCCCCUUCCUCAAACAGCAAAAGCAAGCUCGCCACUCCGUCCACACCAGAACCCCGAGAAGUGUGCCCCUACUGCAGUCGGCCCCCCUCUCCGCCACCCAGCUCGACUGCCGGCGGCCGCGGCAACUCCUCCAGCCGCGCAAGCUCCAAGCUGCACUCCCCAGGCAGCGCAGCCCGCGCCGUAGGCAAGCGCUUCAGCCGGUUGCUUAUGCGCGUGCGCUGGCUGUCGUCCUCCCCACGCGCGAGCAAGAGCGCUACUGCGGCGGCGGCAGCACGCAACGCGCGCAACCCAGGAAUCUGCUGCAGCAGCAGCGACAAUGUUGUCUGGCCAGAGAACUGCCAGCCACUCUGGGUGACCACGCGGCAAGGGCAGAGCCGGUGUCUUGCCAGGCCAGCUAGCCAGCCUCUGUCAGCACCUGUCCAGGAAAUGGGGGUGGGGAUUAUGGGGACACCGCAGAAGUCGAGAGGUUUGAUGAUGAGGAGACCGCGGCCGCUGCGUGAAGGGGGGUAUUUUGCGAGGCGGCGACGGUCCUGGGCCAGGAUAUUGCCCGAUAUAAGCAUACGGGGCGCCGGGGCACGGAGAAGGUUAGAAGCGCCGCUGUCGCCGUCGACGUCGUCGUCGUCAUUGUCUGACCUGGCUGGGGUACUCGAAUCGAACGGCGAUCUGGCGAGACCCGGGCUGUCGAGGAGUAUGUCCCGGCUCCAAAGGGCUGCCGCGCUCCUUCAGCGGACCACCGCGAGGUCGAAGGAUUAGGGAGCUGGUCUGGUUGCGGCGUCGGUUGGUCGCCUCGUUGCGCUCGCAGGAGCGCGGGGUGGGGGGGCAUCGCUCCUGAGCAGGACUCGGGGUACUCGGUCGAAGCGCUUGCUCGAGAUGCCAUUGGGGUGCUGCCUGGUCAAACAGCUGUAGAGAGCAACGUACCCCCACUUCGGUAGACCCCUUUAAGCGACGUAGGAAGGCGGACGACCACAAGCCGGGGGAAUCAGACCAACAUUGGAUGAUCACGAUUUGCGUUGGAUCCUACGGGAUAGGAUACCAUCAAGGCCCUGCCAAGGAACUUUGGAGAGGACGCAUAUACGACACUAACGGCACGUUUCCCAGUUUCUUGCUGUACGCUGAGGCUAGCUCGAUGAGGCAGCUCAACCCCGACGACACGAGACUUACGAUCAGAGCAGCAGACGCCGGUAAUCGAUAUCAUUGCUAGC